CCUUUGUGUAGAACCCGGAAGAAGUGUCAGGCGUCUCGAGUCGGCCACGUGUUUGGUCGGAGUAAGCGGUGGGUUGCAGUUAGUUGAUUCAGGGACCUGUCAACUCAUUAUCAUCAAAGUUGUGAGGUGAGGCAGCAGCUUUGGUUAUUACUGAAACCGAGCAAAUCUAUACCUAUAGUGUUCAAAGGUUUUGAUUAACAUGAUUUGGGAAAUGUUUAUUUUUCUUCUUGUGUCCGUAGUGAGAACAAUACUGUAAAGACGAAAUCAUGGCAGUUCGGGCUUCCUUUGAAAAUAACAACGAAAUUGGAUGUUUCGCCAAGCUUACCAACACAUACUGCCUAGUAGCCAUUGGGGGGUCAGAGAACUUUUACAGGUAAAAAGAUAAACCUAUCGCUUAUUGAAAACAUGAGGAAUUUUGGGAAAUGCCUAUCUACCUCUAUAACACUUAUCACAAUAUUAUUGAAAGUUUGCUUAAUAUUAUAUUUCACUGUUCAGUUACAUGUUAAGUCGGCUGCCUAGUGCCUCCAUAAAUUAGUUACAGUGGUUUAAACUAGGAUCAUUACUCUGUUACUUAAUAAAAUUAUCACCUACAAGUAUAUAUAUAUAUAUAUAUAUAUAUAUAUAUAUAUAUAUAUAUAUAUAAUAUGUAUUUUUUUUCUUGCUUUUGUGUAAAUUUUUUUGGUCCUUUCCCAAGAAAAAAAUCACUAAACUCCAAUAUUCUUACAAAUUGAAUUUCAAAUUGCAGCAUUCAAGUUAAAACUGUCUAGCUGUAGCUAUAGUAAAGUUUGUGACUAUUCCAAUUAUGCUAUUGUGGCCUAAAUAUUGCCAUUUGGAUUUUAAUUAAUUACAAUUUGAAGUUUAGUGAAUAAAUUACAUGGUAAAGCUCUGACAAUACAAUAGUGAAUACAAAAUGAGAAUUUUAAGGAAAAUACAUGAAUUGUCACUUGGGUGUUUGAUACACCCAAGUGACAAUUCAUGUAUUUUCCUUAAAAUUCUCAUUUUGUAUUCACUAUUGUAUUGUCAGAGCUUUACCGUUCAACAAAGAAACAUACUCAAAAUUGUAGCUUUUGUGUUUAUAUAAAACAAAAUCCCAAUUAUCAUCGCACAAGAACACAAAAUAAAAAACAAAACUAUUUUAAGGACCGUUAUAGUGCCAGUAAAACAAACUCGUUUUUUUGGCAUUAUAGUGCCCUGAUGGUGCACCCACCCUCAGGGUCCCACUCCCGCUGGGCUGAAGGGGGUUAAAAUCUUACCUUUCUCCAGCGUCGGGCUCACUCGUCGCUGGGGACUCUCCUCCUCCUUCGGUUGUCAUCGGCUGAAUACGCAUUCGCGUCAAGAGCUGCGUGCGCAUUUGGCCAGUCCAUUGGAAAGCAUUCUCAAUGCUUUCGGAUGGACGGCAGCGUCUUCUCAAUGCUUUCGGAUGGACGGCAGCGUCUUCUCACUGUGAAAAUCACAGUGAGAAGCGCCUCUAGUGGCUGUCAGUGAGACAGCCACUAGAGGCUGGAUGAACCCAUUUGUAAACAUAGCAGUUUCUCUGCCCAUUGGAGUGGUCUGGGUGCCAACUCUCACUACCCUAUAAACUGCAAUAAUUACCUUGCAGGGUUAACUCCAGCUCUAGUGGCUGUCUACUAGACAGCCACUAGAGGGCACUUCCUGGUCGAUGGCACUGAAAACCUGUGCUAGACCAUCGCUGGACGUCCUCACGCUGUGUGAGGACCUCCAGCGUCGCUCAAUUCCCCAUUGGAAAACCUUGAAAAGCAUUUUCAAUGCUUUCCUAUGGAGAGCUCUAAUGCGCAUGCGCAGCAUUGCUGCCCAUUAGGUCUCCACGGGCAGGAUCAGUCUCGCCCACCGGCCAACGUAAUGAAGAGGAGGUGCGGUGGCGGCAACCCAAAGGUGGGAGGGAGUGGGGACCUGCAGUGCCAGGAAAAAGGAUUGUUUUCCUGGCACUGGAGUCCCUUUAAUCCUAGAUGGACCUAGCACCCAGACCACUUCUUUGAGCUGAAGUGGUCUGGGUGCUUAUAGUGGUCCUUUAACCCUUUCAGGACGAAGUCAAUAGUACACGUUCUGAUCAAAACAUGUAAACAAAAACUAGAAUUUGCUCUGUGGCGGAACCAACCUCGCCACUGUCCACUGGAGAGGCCUGGUUGCUCGCCUGCUCCCUUUAGACUAUGGUCCUGCAUUUUAAACUUUUAUUUUACCGUCCGAAAGGUUUAUUCAUGCCUUUCUGCGGACUGUUAAAGCCAUGCUACCCCAGAUAGCUAUGCCAUGGAGCCCAGCCGUAUACUGAAAGACUGUGUGAAAGACUUUGGCUCCAUGGCAAUUGAACUGUAUGUAUGUGAUCUGAACGCCAUUCGGUAGUAAUGUGCACUCAGAUCUAAGCUAUCUGGGGAUAUGUAGAAUGUCUAUGUUUUAUGGAAUAAAUGUAAAUGUAUGUAAUUUUAUGUCUUUUAUUGUCCUUUGUCUGCCAUGUGGUUAAUGGGGUUUUGCCUCUGUCCUUGGAGAUAAUUUGAUUACUUCACAAUUAUCUCCAGGAAAGAGAGGAGGGAUUGUGAUGUAAUUGUGGGUGUGUUUUACGGUUCCCCUGUAACGAUUGGUUAUACUGUGUCCCACCCUUGCAUGGGGACUUGCAUUAAAGCCAGUGUGUGGCCAUUACAGAGAGUUCCUGCUUAACCCUCAAAGUGAAGUGUCGUCUCAUUAUUGGGGGAGGAUUUAUUGUAUGCUGUUCCAGUUUGACUGCUAGGAGUGUAAACCUAUUCGCAUGGUUUUUCCUAUUCGGCUGUUUCCAGUAUUAGUGUGUUUGCAGCUCGGGAGAGUGGUGAUUGCAGUAGCUGUCUGUGCAUCUGAAAAGGGGGCAUAUCGCCUAAACGAGUUUUAACCUCUUGUGGGCAAAACGGUCCGUUACAUGCUCUAAAUGUCUGUUCAACCGUAAUUCACCUCUUUCAUAUUAAGUGCACCCAAACUUAUUAUAUAUCAUUUUGUUCAGGAGAAACAGGGCUUUAAUUUCUCAUGUACUAUUAAUAUGUGAAACAUAACUUAUGAAUAAAAUAAAAAAAACUGUGAGAAAUUAAAGGAACACUAUAGGCACCCAGACCACUGUGAUUUUCACAGUGAGAAGAUGCCAGCGUCCAUAGGAAAGCAUUGAGAAUGCUUUCCUAUUAACUGAAUGCGCGCGCAUGCGCAUUCAGACGAUGACUGGGAAAGGAGGAGAGUCCCCAAUCGCCGAGGGAACCCGGCGGGGGGAAAAAGCUAAGAUUUAACCUGUAGCGGAGCGGCAGUAUUCCACAAAUUCCGCUGGUUCAGAAAGUAAUCCACAGUCAAGCGCUGAAUGUACCGUUAAGUGGAUUAUCCCUCCGUGCAGCAGAACCGGCAAUUUCCUUAAAAUGUACAGUUCUUCGACUAUUUGGUCUAUUUGCACGAAUGGACGUUCGGUAGAUAGCUGGGGUCGGAGCGCAUCAUUCGUGAGAUUACCGCUCAGAUAAAAUAACCGAACGCCGCACGAAAAACACAUUAAAACACACAUUCAAAAGACCGAUUUGAAGUAUAGGGAAUACAAUACCGAACGGCCUGGAAGCUCAGCAAUGUUCACGCCGUCGAGUAGCCGUUUUUAGUACCACGCGCUCGACGACCAAACACCGCUGAGGGAACAAAGGAUCCAAGAUGGCCGACCGCCGCAUGGUCGGUAGUCGAACGGCGGCCAUCUAGGAGAGCCUCUAAUUACCGAUUGCAACAUUGUUGCAAUCGGUUAACAAGUGCCACACGUCUCUAAGUGUGUGGGCUAUUACAUGGUGGUUAUUUCGGUUCACGAACGGCCCGCAAAGGUGCCGUUCGUGAAACGAAAUGAAAUACAGCUAUCUGCGUUUGGCAGAUAGCCAAUACAGGAAAUACAAGGUAAUUACAGCCAGCAUACAUUAUACUUAGUCACACACACAUCCCACAACCAUACAGGCAACCCUUAAAGGUACAGUCUCUUUAUAUUGUCCAAGUGGCUAGGUUUCCACCUCCUAGAGCAUGAUGGGAGGGGGGCCCUGAUGGUGGGGUGGGCCUAGAGACCCUAUAGUGCCAGGAAAACGAGUGUUUUCUUGGCACUAUAGUGGUCCUUUAACCCCUUAAGGACCAAACUUCUGGAAUAAAAGGGAAUCAUGACAUGUCAUGUGUCCUUAAGGAGUUAAAGGACCACUAUAGUGUCAGGAAAACACUUUUUUUCCUUGGAACUAUAGGGUCUUUGGGUCCCCCCCUCCCGCCGGGCUGAAGGGGGAGGAAGGGGAUACAUUCUUACCUGGACUCUCCUCCCCCUUCCGACAUCAUCCGCUGAAUGCGUAAGCACGCAGAUUCAGUCAGUCCAUAGGAAAGCAUUUCUCAAUGCUUUCCUAUGGACGCUGGUGUCUUCUUACUGUGAAAAUCAAAGUGAGAAGUGCGGAAGCGCCUCUAGCGGCUGUCAAUGAGACAGACACUAGAGGCUGGAUUAACCCUAUGUAAAUGUCAUAAUACUGCAAUAAAAUGCACAGCUUUGUAUUCAGCAAAGCCUCACGAGUACAACAGUACCCCCAUUAACAGAUUUUACAAUGGAAAGUCACAUGGUCAAAUAUAGCAAUUCCAUUUUCCAUUUUAUUCACAUUAAAAUUUGCCAGAUUAGUAAUGUUACUUUUUAUGACCGUGUGGUAGCCCAGGAAUGAGAACUAUCCCCAUGAUGGCAUACCAUUUGCAAAAGUAUACAACCCAAGGUAUUGCAAGUGGGGUAUGUCUUUUAUGGUAGCCACUUAGUCACAAACACUGGUCAAAGUUAGCGUUCAUAUUUGGUUUUGUGUGGAAAAAGCAAGAAAACAAAUAUUUGGCCAGUUUUGGGACUAAGUGGCUAUUAAAAAGGACUGGACAACACCCCAUUUGCAAUACCUUGGGUUGUCUACUUUUGCAAAUGGUAUGCCAUCAUGUGGGUAAUUCUCAUUCCUGGGCUACCAUACGGUCUCAAAGGCAACAUUACCAAACUGGCACAUUUCAAUGUGGGGAAAAAAAAUGAAAUGCAACCGUAUAUUUGAGACUCUAACUUUCCCAAACACAAUAAAACCUGUACAUGGGGGGUACUGUUAUACUUGGGAGUCUUCACUGAACACAAAUAUUAGUGUUUCAAAACAGUAAAACAUAUUAUAACAAUAUUGUCAGUAAAAGUGCAGUUCGAAAAAUGCAAAAAACUACACUUUUAAUGAAAAUAUCAUCGUUGAAAUACAAUUUAUCAUUUUGAAACACUAAUAUUUGUGAUCAAAGUAUAUUGAGUAAAACAGUACCCCCCAUGUACAGGUUUUAUGGUGUCUUGGAAAGUUACAGGGUUCUCUCGAUAUCUCUCUCUCUCUCUCGAUAUCUCUCUCGAUAUCUCUCUCUCUCUCUCGAUAUCUCUCUCUCUCUCGAUAUCUCUCUCUCUCUCGAUAUAUCUCUCUCUCUCGAUAUCUCUCUCUCUCUCGAUAUCUCUCUCUCUCUCGAUAUCUCUCUCUCUCUCGAUAUCUCUCUCUCUCUCUCGAUAUCUCUCUCUCUCUCUCGAUAUCUCUCUCUCUCUCUCGAUAUCUCUCUCUCUCUCGAUCUCUCUCUCUCGAUCUCUCUCUCUCGAUCUCUCUCUCUCUCUCUCUCUCUCUCUCUCGAUAUCUCUACCGAUAUCUCUCUCUCUCUCUCUCGUGCUCUCUCUCUCUCUCGAUAUCUCUCUCUCUCUCUGCGAUGCUCCUAUACCGAUAUCUCUCUCUCUCUUUCUGCGAUAUCUACUACUCUCUCAGUAUCUCUCUCUCUCUCUCUCGAUCUCUCUCUCUCGAUAUAUCUCUCUCUCUCUCUCUCGAUAUAUCUCUCUCUCUCUCUCUCUCUCUCCUCGAUAUAUCUCUCUCUCUCUCUCUCUCGAUAUAUCUCUCUCUCUCUCUCUCUCGAUAUAUCUCUCUCUCUCUCUCUCGGUCUCGAUAUCUCUCUCUCGAUCUCGAUAUAUGUAUGUAAUUAUAUGUAUGUAAUUUCAUUCUGUUUUUUAUUUUUAUAUAUUUAAUUUUAUUAUUGUAAUUGUGUAUAUAUAAUAUAUAUCUUCAUUCUAAGUGUAUUUUAAUACUAUAUGUAAUUAUAUUAACAUUAAAAUACACUACGUAUGACAUUACGUGUGUGUGUGUAUAUAUAUGUGUGUGUAUGUGUGUAUGUAUAUAUAUGUAUAUGUGUGUGUGUGUGUAUAUAUAUAUGUAUAUGUGUAUAUAUAUAUAUAUGUAUAUAUAUGUGUGUGUGUGUGUGUGUGUAUAUAUGUAUAUAUAUAUGUAUAUAUAUAUAUCUCUCUCUCGAUAUCAUUUUAAUUUAUUUUUAACAUGUCAUUAUUUUCUUAUACUACCCACCAGCAGGGGGAAUGUCUGACAGCCCAGACAAUCCCCUUGCUGUCAGAUCCACAGCCAGCUAUAGGGGGCCAUGUGAGCUCUCUUUGAGAGUGAUCGCAUGGCUCUUGGGGGGCCUGAUUUGCCGGGGGAGGGCUGUCUGGGACAUCAGGCAGUCCUCCCGAAGCUGAUCGCCGGGAAGGUGAGUAUAAGGAGGCUCCUGGGGUAGAAAGCAGUUAUGGCCUUCUAUGCCGCCGCAAAGGCUUUAAAGCCCAUUAUAAUGGGGACGGCAUAGAAUGCCGUAACAGCGUUAAGGGGUUUAAAGGGACACUAUAGUCACCAGAACUACAGCUUAUUGAAUUUGUUCUGGUGAGUGGAAUCAUUACCUUCAGGCUUUUUGCUGUAAACACUUUCUUUUCAGAAAAAAAGCAGUGUUUGCCCCUGAUCUUUUGAGUUUAACAGCAUGCAGAGUUACAGCUUCAGGCUUGAAUACAGUAAGAUUUUUACUAUAUUUAUGGAGGCAAGGGGGACUAGAUGGUGGUUUUAACACUAUAGGGUCAGGAAUACAUGUUUGUGUUACUGACCCUAUAGUGAUCCUUUAAGUCAGAGAACUUUGUAAUGACAUGAUAGGUUUCAACCAGAACAGAUUGCAAUUAUUUUAAAGGGAUACUGUAGUGCCAGGAAUACUGUAGCUCCCAACCCCUGCCAUUUUUCCAAGAACUUAACUUAUCUUGCAAGAAACUAUUAAAAAAAAAUAAAAAAAAUUUAUACAGCACUGAAGGACGGCACCUGGGGACUCCAGAAACUAUAACCACUACAACACAAUUACUACUAUAUUUGUAAUAGUGGUAAUAAUUUGCUAUGUGCAGUUUUGUUUAAAAAAAAAGAAAAAAAUAUGGUAUUCAUGUAGCUUAUUGUUUUCGCUGGUAUUUCAUAUGUGUUUUCAUUUUGUAGUGUUAACUAUUUCAGAUGUGGCGUUCUCAUUUUAAUUCUAAGUAUCUGCCUUUUUAGUGUGUUUGAAGGUGAACUUUCUGAAACCAUACCAGUAGUCCAUGCCUCAAUUGCCGGGUGCAGAAUUAUUGGGAGGAUGUGUGUUGGUGAGUUCUCUUAACUAGCAUUUAAACCACAUCGUAUUUCUGUUGCUCGCUAAUAUGUGUUUUGUAUAAGUGAUUAUAAUGUAUUGUCAAUUCAGCAUUGAUAAAUACACCACACCAAAAUCCCUCUUUUGUAUUUUUCUCUCAUCUAGGAAUCCACUUCUGUUUUUGGAGCUGCAUGGGGUAACCCUUGAAGUGCUGCGUAAAAUUGCUUCCACUAGCUUGCUAAACUAGAGAUAAGCUCAUUAUCAAAUAUUUUGAAGCAGCUUUGUCACUUUCUGAGUAUUGGAUCAAUAAGUGAUCAUCUCAUGUUGAGUGGGUUGACAUUUUCAUUGAAAUUCCAACACAAUCAAAAGAAAAUUGAAGACAAAGUAGACACUACUUUGUCUUCUAAUAAAACCCAGGGUUGACAAAAUGGGCUUCUGUUGUUGACUUUUCUCGAUACUCAGAGCCCACACAAUUUGUAAAAAAUAUUUUUAAUUUAAAAUUGUGGUUUGGCAAAUUACUUUUGUAAUAAUGCCUCUUUAUUCUAGGUAAUCGCAAUGGCCUGUUAGUUCCUAAUAAUACAACUGAUCAAGAGCUUCAACAUAUUAGAAACAGUCUGCCAGACUCUGUACGAAUCCAGAGAGUGGAGGAGCGUCUAUCUGCCUUAGGAAAUGUCAUAGUGUGCAAUGACUACGUCGCCCUUGUUCACCCAGAUCUCGACAGGGUACUGUAUAUCUUUUGUUUGUAAGACUCUCAAAGAUAGUGCUGUGCAUAAAGUUUCCACCUUCUUAAUAAACUGUUGACUGUAGGUGUUUAACAAACCUGAUUGGGAUGUCUCCCUCAAGAAUGCGUUAGAUGUUUUUGUCAAGUGCUUCUUAAAGUAAAUGAGAGAGAGAACCAUAUAUAAAAUUGUGUAGUAUACCCAUAUUCAUAUUCCAAGUAUACAAUUCCCACUUUAUUUUAUAAAGUAUAUAUAACACAUUAAUAUAGAGAGGCAACAUUUGGCACUACAUUUCCUGUGAUGUUCUUACUGCCAUAAUGCUGGCAAAGCAUCAGGGGAGAUAUCAUCCUCAACAUCCACGGUGUUGAAGGUUGCCUAACACUGCUAUAGUAUUGGGAAUAAAAACUUGUCUUAUUAACACAAUAGUGUCAUAGUUGCCCCGUCUUUCUCCUUCCUUUUGCAGUAAAUAUGUAAAAAAAAAAAAAAAAAAAAGGUUUCUAAUGAACCUUUUCUAGCACUGAGAGUCUCUUGGCACUACUGAACACCGUCUCUUGUGACAUCAUCAAUGCCAAUGAAAUGGUCAUCAGAGAGGAACAUUGGGACCUGAUGCUUCUCAUAGGAAAGUAUUGAAUCAAUGCUUUCAUAUGAGCUGCAAUAUCACAUAACAGCAUUUUAGCAGCCACUAAAAGCGUGUUCAGGUUUUUGUUUCUGCAGGGUUAAAACUACAGGAACAGUGCCCCAAGAUUACAUCAUUGAUAUGAAGUGGUCUUGGUGACUUCAGUUAUCCUUUUUCCAAUGGCUUUUGGUUUUAAAUUUUAAGGAACACUAAAGUCACCCAGACCACUUCAGCUCAAUGAAGUGGUCUGGGUGUCAGGUCCCUCAGGUUUUAACCCUUCACAUGUAAACAUAAAAGUUUCAGAGAAACUGCUAUGUUUACAUUUGGGGUUAAUUCAGCCUCUAGUGGCUGUCUUCCGGACAGCUACUAGAGGCGCAUCUGCGACGCAGGAGGCGAAUUUCGCCUCUAUCGUGCAGAGCGUCCAUAGGAAAGCAUUGAGAAAUGCUUUCCUAUGGACACUUGGAAUGCACGCGCGGCCCUUGCCGCACAUGCGCAUUCGGCUGACGUCAGACGGGGAGGAGAGGUCACCAGCGUCGAGGGAGCCCGGCGCUGGGUUAAUGUAAGUGGCUAAAUGGGUUUUAACCCCUUCAGCGCCACGGGAGGGGGACCCUGAGGGUGGGGGCGCACCCUCAAGGCACUAUAGUGUCAGGAAAACAGCUUUGUUUUCCUGACACUAUAGUGAUACUUUAAUAUUUUUUUUCUUAAUAGGUUUUGUGUCAUUAAUUAUAGCACACCAUCACAUGUUAUUUGCAUUGCAUACAUUCGUCCACUUGCAAAUGUUUCAACUUUAAAACACUCAAGCAUUAAACAUUAAUAUUUUUAACCAUAAUGUUUCUCUUUUUUUACUGAACCCUUUUUGUUAUAAAAAACCAAAAACAUUCAACAUCUUUUGACAUUUGCAAAUUGAAGGUCUUUGAGGAAGUAAGAACCACUAGAUGCGUGUUCUUGGUAAAAUGUAAAUAUUUCCUUUCUGCAAUUCUUUUUUUCUUAUUAACCUGUAAUAUAUUGCAGGAAACAGAAGAGAUCUUGGCAGAUGUCCUUAAAGUGGAAGUAUUUAGACAAACGGUAGCUGAACAGGUUCUCGUUGGAAGUUACUGUGCAAUCAGUAAUCAAGGUGGUUUAGUACAUCCUAAGACCUCUAUUGAAGAUCAGGAUGAGUUAUCUUCUCUUCUACAAGUUCCCUUAGUGGUAAGAUUUGUGUAAGAUGGUUGUAAAUUUGCAAAACAUGUCUUUCACAAUGUGAGAAUGGCUGAUUUACUUUUAUGUAGGUGCACAGUAUUCUGAUUUGCUGUAAAAUAUCUUGGAAAAUUUCCUGAACACCAGGUCUGUCAAAUGGCAUAUGGACAGUCAGGAAAUCUACCAUAAAACACAUUUUCAGCUAUUGAUAUGCUAUACCAUUUUAUAGUUGUAAUAUUCAAUGGAAAGUGACACCAAUAACGUUAGUCAUGCACUUUAAUAUCUAAUUUGUGUCUAAAGUCCUUUAAGAGAUCCAUCUCUACAUAUCUCAAAACAUCAUGCACCUGUCAUGGUUGAUUAUAUAUUUCCUACCUGUUCUACCAUGUUAACCCCUUAAGGACAGAUGACGGAAAUAUUCCAUCAUGAUUCCCUUUUAUUCCAGAAGUUGUGUCCUUAAGGGGUUAAACUUUGUAUACAAUGUGUAUUGUUUUUGUAUUCUAAUGUAUCAAUGCAAUGUUUUGUGGACCCAGGACAUACUUGAAAACGAGAGAAAUCUCAAUGUGUCCUUCCUGGUAAAAUAUUUUAUAUAUAAAAAAAAUGUAUAAAUAAAACUUAGAGGUAGUCUUGACACUGUAGCCUCUAGAGUCCAUUCUAGUGGUUAUGGUGCCAUGAGUUUCCUGGUGCUGUCUCACGUUUAGUAGUCAAACCGUGCUCAAAUGACUUGGCAAAUGGUUUUUUGUUUUUUUUGUUUUUGUUUUGUUUUUCUGAGUGCCUACAUUGUGGGCUCAAUUUCUGAAUCUGCUAAUGCAGAAGUUCCUACCACCAUAUUAUUAAUUCCACCCAUGUUUAGAUGUAUUAUUUGCCUGAGUCGUCCGAUGCUCUCUGCAUUAGCAAAAUCAGAAAUGGAGGCUUGUACAAAUAGGAUCUAAAUGGAUAGAUCUUUCACUCAAGGUGAAUGUCUGAUCUAGAUAUCUCAGAAAGGAAGCACCCAAGGGCUACAUUUUUAAGAUUAUUGGACUACUGUGGGGCAGUGCAGGAAUGUUUUUACUACUACAUUUCUACUUGUAACGAAGCAAAGGCAGAGAAUUGUCUUUUUGAAAUCCCUUCCAACUGUAAGCUACACAUAAAAAUAUAUACAAAUUCAAGAGCCAACUGGAAGAGAAGACCUGGUGCAGGCUUUUAAACUCUUAAGGACAAAACUACUGGAAUAAAAUGGAAUCAUGACAUGUCAUGUGUCCUUAAGGGGUUAAAUAAUGCCACAGGAUUGCGCAUGAAAGUACCAAUCUCUUAUCGCAGAGUAGGCAAUCUUGGGAGCUCCAGAUGUUGUGGACUACAUUUCCCUUAUUGCUCUUAGUCAUACUGCUGUCAAAACAUCAGGGGAGAUGUAGUCCAUGGUGCCUACCCAUAUCUGUCAAAAUGUGUAUAUACCUUCAAACUGCAAAACACAACUAAAAUGACUUUCUCCCUCCCCUCCCCCCCCUCCAGGCUGGAACUGUAAACCGCGGCAGUGAAGUGAUUGCAGCUGGAAUGGUUGUUAAUGAUUGGUGUGCUUUUUGUGGCCUGGAUACAACAAGCACAGAACUCUCUGUAAUAGAAAGUGUGUUCAAACUAAAUGAUGCACAGCCUAGUACCAUUGCUACAAACAUGAGAGAUUCUCUUAUUGACAGGUGCUGUAAAAUGUUUAACUGUUACAUUAAUAACAAAUAUGUAUUGAUGAGCUGUGAACAUUAAAUGUAGAAAUCCAGAACUCUUUCCACAAAUAGUAAUCUCAUUCUUAGCGCUCAUGUCAGUCAUUUUACGUUCUGUCCUUUACACCAGGCAGUGAGCAUAGAAAAAGCAUUCAGAGAAGAGAAUACAUUUAACAGUGUUUUCUCCUCAUUUACAGUGGAACGCUUUACCUAACCUGGAUUAUGAUAUAAUUUGCUAAAUCACUAAUACAAAUUUAAAGGAAAACCGAUCUCAUGGAAUAAAGAAAAAAAAUGAGUGAAUCUAAUGUUUAUUCAGCGAUGUAAUUUCCAGAGAAAUUACAGUUAGCCUUUAAUAGUUUGCCAAUAGAUUAGUACCACUAUCAGAUCUAAUGCAAGUUAUAGCUCACUGGUGACAUGAUGCCUAAACCAAAUGCAAUAUAUAUUUGUAUUAAAAAUAUUAUAUGCAAUAAAGUAACAUUUGCGACUUUAGUGCAAAUUAUGCUGCGUAGCACCUGUAGUAAGUUGUUGUUGUUAAAUGGUCAUUUUUAAGCAUUAUUGCAGCUUUGUAUUCUCUCUCCUCCCCCUCCCUAUGAUAAGGCAGCUCUAAGCUAAGCUCCAGGGUUGCUUCUGUUAAUUUUCUAUACCUUGUGGGUGCUCCCACUGAUCUUUCUCAUUGGUAGAGAGACAGAGCAGAGCUGCAGACUGCAGCUCUGCCAGUAUCUGGUUUUAGCCUGGUUUCCUAAACAGUGAACCCAUGGACUGUGUGUAAACUGAUAGCCGCCAUAUUAUGCCUGUUAUCCAUUUACAAAGCAGUCGUGUAUUUUCUUUAUUUUUUUAGUAUUUGUUUUUCUGCACAACAGAUAAUGUUACUACUUGUAGCUAAACUAAGACUUGAACUGAAUAAUUCUAAAUCUCCCUUUUCUGUUUUAUUUCAGCUUAACAUAAAAAGUCAGUAACGGGAGACAAUUGCAAACUGGUGCAUCUUUAUGGCUGAAAUGAACAUCUUCGGAAAUAAAUGUCUCUUUUUAUCAAAACUAUACACUGACUGUGUGGCUGUUUAGCUUAUGCAAAAAUAGUGUAUAUAUAAAAUCUAAAUGUAACGAUUACAUCUGAUAAUUGCAUUAGUCAGAAAGAGAUUUUCUAGUCAGUAUAUUAUGUGUUGCACUUUACACAUGCUCUGCUUUACUACAUAAAAUAAUAAAUGCAUUUUUAUAACUUCAAAGUGUGUUUAGUGGGCUUGUUGCGUCGGUUGAUAAGCAAUUGUCUCAAACUGUAUUUUUCACCAAGGGUGCCGUUUUGAUGUGUGAAACUCUGGCGCUUAAUGAAUAUAAAUGAUUUUAUUAUCAAUAGCAGCUGUAGCACUCUAUGGGCUCUCCUAUUUUCCUAGAAAAAGAAACUGUAAAGAAACAACGUGCUUAACCCCUUCGCGACCGUGGACUGUUCAGGACAGUCAUCGGUAUUUUACCGUUGGCGACCGGUGACGUUAAUAUGUGCUUACCAGAGCGCCGGUGGUGCUCCCGGUGUGGGGAGACUACCUGCAGCCCAGGCAGUCUCCCCGCAGCGAAUUAAAGCGGUCACAUGGUCACAAUAGGUGUCCUAGUGUCUGCCUGCAGGGGGACUGUCUGUGCUGACAGGCAGUCUCCCUGCAUGUGUAAAAUAAAAAUGUUAAAAAAUAUUUUGAGAGAGAGAGAUAUAUCUAUAUCUUUAUAGAGA
This is a messenger RNA of Pelobates cultripes (western spadefoot toad), 13310 nucleotides long. The record is from the annotation of a GenBank genome assembly. NCBI's taxonomy places the organism in Eukaryota, Metazoa, Chordata, Amphibia, Anura, Pelobatidae.